UGAAAUCGAAAGCUAAGGCAAAGAAAGAGUUUUUGGAGGAGAAAAUCACAAAGUUAUAACGACGCCAUGGCCAUGUUAGAAGCAAGGCCCUAUAGGCCAUUCAAAUCCAGCGAGGAGUAUCUGGAGGCCAUGAAGGAGGAUCUGGCCGAAUGGCUUAGCACCCUCUAUCCGGAACUGAGCAUCAACGCGGAGAACUUCAUGGAUCGCUUGGACACAGGCGUGGCAUUGUGCAAGCACGCGAAUUAUGUGCGGCAGGCGGCCGAGGAUUAUCUGGCGCGGCGACAGGCCCGCAACAAAUCGAUGACCCGCUCGAUGACCUCCGGCCUGGCGGGUCCAAUUCUUGCCCUGGGCAACGUCCACUACCUUCCGGCCGCCAAAAGUGGCACCUUCUUCGCCCGCGACAACGUGUCCAACUUUAUCACCUGGUGCAGAAAAAGUCUUAAGAUCAUCGAGUGCCUGCUGUUCGAAACGGACGAUCUGAUUAUGCGAAAAAACGAAAAGCAUGUUAUCCUGUGUCUUUUGGAGGUGGCACGUCGGGGUGCCAAAUUCGGUAUGCUGGCUCCCAUGCUGGUGCAAAUGGAGCGACAAAUUGAUCGGGAGAUCGCCGCCGACAUCAAGGCCAAUGGCCAGGGAGUUGGCUCCUCGGAAAGCGGCACCCAAACGGAGGGGAUGGGCGCCGGAAAUAGUACGGCCUGCACAACGACGACAAUAACGACAACGACGGUGGAGACGGAUCUGUAUGAUGACAGCGAUGAUUCGGAGACCGAGGAUGAUGGCGAUGAGAAUCCCGUACUGAUGUACGGCCCACAGCCCCAGAUAAUCACCAAUGAUCUGAAGAGUCUCGAUGAGAUGGUCAGGGAUCUGGUGGAGAAGUGCACUUGUCCCUCACAGUUCCCCAUGGUCAGAGUGUCCGAGGGCAAAUAUCGUAUCGGCGACACCAAAGUUCUUAUCUUUGUGCGGAUCCUUCGUUCUCACGUGAUGGUGCGCGUCGGUGGCGGCUGGGAUACACUAUCCCAUUAUCUGGACAAGCACGAUCCAUGCCGCUGCCGUGCCCAACAUCGCAGCUCCGUGGCCGCCCGUCUAGUUCCUCGCCAGUCGCCGAAUCACAAUCCCAGCAAUGGCAUCGAGCUCCACAAGGCACAGGUGAUAUUCGAGAGGUCACCGCCAGCAGCUCGUCGGGUUUUUAUCAAUCCCAAUUGCAAUGGAGGAUCGGGAACGGUAGCGAGUGGAACAGGAUCCUCAUCCGCAGGAGUGGGCGUGGCCCCCCCGCCCCAAUCGCUCCAAAACGGACACAGUCUAUCGCCGAAUUCGGGCAAGUACCGCAGUCGCAGUCCGACGCCCCAGCGAAAGUUUCUCAACCAGCAGACGAAUGGAGUGGCCGGUGGAGGAGGAGGCAGUGCAUCCGCAUCCCAAACAGCGGUAACCAGCCAGACAGUCAUAAGCGAAUCCUCCAGCGCCGGUCAGCUACUGGGAUCACCCAGUUUGGCCCGACGCUCUAUGUCGCCGAGUCCACGCCGUUUGAUCGAUAUGCGCAAGAAGCAGAGCUCCCUGGAUUCGUACAGCAGUGGUCCCAAAUCGCUGCCCGGCUACAGUUGCUCCUCCAUGGAGGAGGCGGCGAAUGGUGGUGGAUCUGCCGGAGGAGCUGGCCAGGGAUCAGGAGCAGCAGCAGCAGCAGCAACUGCGGAGCAGGGUGGCGCCAACAAAUUUGAGAACAUCAGCGACAAUGGCAGCGAGAUCAGCGAUGAGGGCUACCGCAGCCUGGGCGUCAUCCAAUCCGGAGCCCAGAAACGCGAGUCCCUCCACAGUCAGGCUUCAAUCGAGGACGCUGAAAGCAAUGCGCGUCUGGAUCAGACCUCCAGUGACUCGCAGAUCUCGCCCUCCGAUGAGCCGGCGACCGAUGAGAAGACAGCCGUGGAUAUUCUCGAGGAAGAGGAUCUGAAUGGCCAUGAUCGAGGAGCAGAGGAGGAGGAGGAGCACGAGGACUACUCUGUGUGCGAUGGUCCCCAAUCCCUGCCGGCGAUUUUAAGCGUGGCCCACAAGUUAAACGACAAAUUCGAGCGAUCCGGUGUGUUCAUCACCGACGACGAGAUCACCGUGGACAUGGCCAAGACCGAGGAUCCUGUUGCUUCUGCCCUCGCAGUUCCAACGCCCAAUCUCAGCAAGAUUCCGCGCUCUCCGCUGGCGCAACGUCGUCGCCGGAGCAUCGACAAUAGUACAUGUGGCGGUGGUGCCGGCGGAAGUCUUCAGGAUUUGAGCAGUAAUCGCUCCGGAUUGCCGGCACCGGCUUUUAGCCGAAAACAGCCCGUUUAUCGUUCGGUGCGAACGCGCAACUCCACGGGAGCAACGCCUCCUCCUCCGCCUCCUGCAGCUCCGCGAUCCCGUCAAGCCACCCAAUUGCCCAUGGUGCGGGAUGUGACCAAUACGUGGAGCGGGCGACCAAAGAGGAGGCCGCCCUGCAACGCCGAUACCUUUGUGGCGCCACCAAAUGCAAAUGGAGGAGCAGCAUCCUUUGAGCGGAAUGGCAAGGGACGCUCCUCGCAAAUCCUGUACGACAGCAAUGGACGGCGAGUGCGAAGUGGAGCACCCGGAUGCACUAGUUCGCUGACCACAUCUCCCGUGAAGAAUCAUGCCUCCUCGCCGCUGGCACAACAGCUUUUGGAGGCGGCCAGCAGCGCCAAGAACGAUGCCCAGAUUCUGGAGAAGAUGAAGUCCCUGCUGUCACGCUAUGCGGCUGGUAACCAAGCGAAGGGAGGAUCAGGAAAGAUCAGUAGCACUAAUGGCAAGAAGACUCCCGUCUACGAGGACUUCACCACCGCCUGGGUGCACAGCAAUGGGAAUUUGGAGCGUUCGGAGAGCUGUUCUCCUCCAGCCAAGGCCAGAUCCAAGCGGAGUUCCGCUGCCAGUUCGUGUGAGAGUCAGAACUCAAAGGAUCAGGGAGCAGGAACAGGAGGAUCAUCUAGUGUGGUCUCACCGAGGCGGGAGAGGGGCAUGUCCAAGAUUCCAGCGCCAGUGCGACAUCAUACAGAGCUUUACUAGCAGCGCCGGAGGACGCCAAGCGUCCAGGUGGAGGUCCGUUUCCAAGCCAAGUCGAGGGUUUUCUGAAAAGCCUCCAAAGGGAGCAGAGAUCGCGGGGUAGUACGUAUGUGUAGGCAAUAGGAUAGGAUUAGAGCCAAGCUGGAAUUGUCUGCUGCUGCUACGGCGUGUGUGUGUGCGUGGGGAGCAGAAGAGAGAAGAAUCCUGGA
Messenger RNA from Drosophila takahashii, 3242 nucleotides. RefSeq names its product pickled eggs (gene pigs). Gene Ontology annotation, cellular component: microtubule plus-end; cytoplasm; stress fiber. The record is from RefSeq and is a predicted model, not a curated record. Gene Ontology annotation, biological process: actin crosslink formation; regulation of microtubule polymerization or depolymerization; protein localization to microtubule plus-end. NCBI's taxonomy places the organism in Eukaryota, Metazoa, Arthropoda, Insecta, Diptera, Drosophilidae. Gene Ontology annotation, molecular function: cytoskeletal adaptor activity; microtubule binding; actin filament binding.